AUGGGACAAAAAGAUCAAAAACAACUAAGCAAAGAACAAACCAGAAUCCUCCAAGAGGCAUUUAACGCAUACGACGUCGACAAUACCGGCUCAAUAUCCACGGAAGUAGUUGGCGAAAUUCUCGAAACGCUAGACGUAAAACUGACAGAAGAUGAACUCGAUGACAUUAUCGACGAAUUUGACGAAGACGAAUCUGGCGAACUGGAUUUCAACGAGUUCAUUGAGUUAGCAAAGCGAUUUAUUGAGCCCGAAGAGGACUACGACAACCUACGGAAGGAAUUGAGAGAAGCUUUUAUGUUGUAUGACAAAGAUGCUCGAGGCUACCUGACACUCGACACAUUUAAAGAAAUUUUGCGAGAGCUUGACGGAGCCAUUCCCGAGGAAGAAAUCGACGAUAUUGUAGAUGAAAUUGAUGCUGAUGGCUCUGGCACAGUCGAUUUCGAAGAAUUUAUGGAAGUGAUGACAGGAGAAUAGAGAAUGAAUUUUAGUACAAAACAUAAAAAUGAGAC
Molecule: messenger RNA, 509 nt
Organism: Culicoides brevitarsis
Lineage: Eukaryota; Metazoa; Arthropoda; Insecta; Diptera; Ceratopogonidae
Product: troponin C-like
Exons: 5
Coding region: 1-474 (157 amino acids)
Molecular function (GO): enzyme regulator activity; calcium ion binding
Source: RefSeq, a predicted model, not a curated record